Molecule: messenger RNA, 638 nt
Organism: Cynoglossus semilaevis (tongue sole)
Lineage: Eukaryota; Metazoa; Chordata; Actinopteri; Pleuronectiformes; Cynoglossidae
Product: bifunctional protein GlmU-like
Exons: 3
Coding region: 115-600 (161 amino acids)
Source: RefSeq, a predicted model, not a curated record
AAAAGACCAGGGAAAACACUGCAGGAAGUUUGGAGUUGGAGCUUCCAGUGUAGUGCGCAUGGGCAGUGAGUGUGUGGUCUCUGAGCAGAGUCCAGGGGUCGUUGUGGAGCAGACAUGAGUCUUCCUCCAGGACCAGGUUCAGGAUCGUCACUGCAGGUCCACGUGGUCCGACUGGGCCCCGGUCAGGACCUGUUUGGGUUCCUGCAGGCGUUUGUCCAGGAGCGGCGUCUUUCAGCACCGUUUGUCCUCAGCUGUGUUGGCAGUGUUACCAAGGCAACGCUGCGUCUGGCCAACGCCACGGCCACAGACCAGGACCAGGUGAUGCAUCUGAGCGGGCCACAUGAGAUCGUGUCUCUGGUGGGGACGCUGAACCCACCCCCCCACCUCCACGUCUGCCUGUCCGACGCCGAGGGCCGUACGGUGGGGGGGCACGUCCUGGGCCCCCUGGAGGUCUUCACCACGGCCGAGGUGGUGGUGGGUGAAGCCGUGGAGCUGAGCUUCAGCAGAGAGUUGGACGACCAGACGGGCUUCGCUGAGCUGGUGGUGGGGAGACGACUGAGGGGUCAGGGUCAGGGGUCAGAGGUCAGGGGCUCUGAGUGAUUAACAAGAGAAGUAAAUAAAAGAGAAAAGUGAUUUGA